Molecule: messenger RNA, 939 nt
Organism: Varanus komodoensis (Komodo dragon)
Lineage: Eukaryota; Metazoa; Chordata; Lepidosauria; Squamata; Varanidae
Product: olfactory receptor 12-like
Exons: 1
Coding region: 7-939 (310 amino acids)
Biological process (GO): sensory perception of smell; G protein-coupled receptor signaling pathway
Cellular component (GO): membrane
Molecular function (GO): odorant binding; G protein-coupled receptor activity; olfactory receptor activity
Source: RefSeq, a predicted model, not a curated record
AACAACAUGCAAAAUCAAAGUUUUGUUACACAAUUCAUCUUGGAAGGAUUCCAGGGUCACCUGCACCUACAGCUGGGCCUAUCUUUCCUCUUUGCACUGCUGUAUGUGAUCACUUUGCUGGGGAAUAUAGGAAUGAUCACCAUCAUCACAGUGGACACCCAACUACAGAAUCCCAUGUAUUUCUUUCUGAAGAACCUAGCCUUCCUGGAUGUCUGCUACUCUUCAGUAAUCACUCCAAAAGCCAUGCUGAUUUGUUCAAGUGGAAGCCAAACCAUUUCCUACAAUGAGUGUGCCAUGCAAAUGUUCUUCUUCUCUCUCUUUGGGACAACUGAAUGUUUUUUCCUAGCUGUGAUGGCAUAUGACCGGUUCAUGGCAAUAUGUAGCCCGUUGCUUUAUACUGUCACCAUGUCCAAGAAGACCUGUUCACUUCUGGUAGCAGUUUCAUAUUUCUUUGGCUUCCUCAAUUGUUGCACCCAGACAGGUCUUACAUUCAGCUUGUCCUAUUGUGAACCAGGGAAAAUCAAGCACUUUUUUUGUGAUGUCCCAGCUGUCAUGAAGGCAUCUUGCUCAGAAACAUUUGUAAAUGAAAUUGUGCUUCUAGCAGUGUGCGGUUUUAUCAUAGUAAUAACAGCAACCAUUGUUCUAAUCUCUUAUGGCUACAUUGUCACCACAAUCUUAGGCAUGUCAUCUGUGGAGGGUAGACAUAAAGCUUUCUCAACUUGUACUUCUCAUAUCAUGGCUGUAAGCUUGUUCUUUGGCACAGCUUUCUUUAUGUAUGGCCAGCCUGGGGCCAUUUCAUCUCCUAAUCAAAGCAAGGUUGUGUCCAUUUUCUACACUAUUGUUAUCCCCAUGUUGAACCCAUUAAUCUACAGCCUAAGGAACAAGGAAGUCAAAGAUGCUGUGGGGAGGCAGCUGAAAAGGAUGGCUUCCUUCCUCUGA